AUGCUGGGAGUCAAGAUGGCGGCGGCGGCGGCCUCCAGUAUUCGGGAGAGGCAGACAGUGGCUUUGAAACGUAUGUUAAAUUUCAAUGUGCCUCAUGUUAAAAAUAGCACUGGAGAACCAGUUUGGAAGGUACUCAUUUAUGACAGAUUUGGCCAAGACAUAAUUUCUCCUCUGCUAUCUGUGAAGGAGCUGAGAGACAUGGGAAUCACUCUGCAUCUACUUUUACACUCUGAUCGAGAUCCUAUUCCAGAUGUUCCUGCAGUGUACUUUGUAAUGCCAACUGAAGAAAAUAUUGACAGAAUGUGCCAGGAUCUUCGGAAUCAACUUUAUGAAUCAUACUAUUUAAAUUUUAUUUCUGCUAUUUCAAGAAGUAAACUGGAAGAUAUUGCAAAUGCAGCAUUAGCAGCUAGUGCAGUCACACAAGUAGCCAAGGUUUUUGAUCAGUAUCUCAAUUUUAUUACUUUGGAAGAUGAUAUGUUUGUAUUAUGUAAUCAAAAUAAGGAGCUUGUUUCCUAUCGUGCCAUUAACAGACCAGAUAUCACAGACACGGAAAUGGAAACUGUUAUGGACACUAUUGUUGACAGCCUCUUCUGCUUUUUUGUUACACUUGGUGCUGUUCCUAUAAUCAGAUGUUCAAGAGGAACAGCAGCAGAAAUGGUAGCAAUGAAACUAGAUAAGAAACUUCGGGAAAAUCUAAGAGAUGCACGAAAUAGUCUUUUUACAGGUGAUACACUUGGAGCUGGCCAAUUCAGCUUCCAAAGGCCUUUAUUAGUCCUUGUUGACAGAAACAUAGAUUUGGCAACUCCUUUACAUCAUACUUGGACAUAUCAAGCAUUGGUGCAUGAUGUACUGGAUUUCCACUUAAACAGGGUUAAUUUGGAAGAAUCUUCUGGAGUGGAAAACUCUCCAGCUGGUGCCAGACCAAAGAGAAAAAAUAAGAAGUCUUAUGAUUUAACUCCAGUUGAUAAAUUCUGGCAAAAACAUAAAGGAAGUCCAUUUCCAGAAGUUGCAGAAUCAGUUCAACAAGAACUAGAAUCCUAUAGAGCACAAGAAGAUGAGGUCAAACGACUUAAAAGCAUUAUGGUAAGAUUCCAUUUGCAUACUAAAAAUUACAAGGAAAAGGAGGACAUUUCUUUGCCAGAACUUCUUGAAAAAAAAAGACUUAUUGAUCUCCAUACAAAUGUUGCCACUGCUGUUUUAGAACAUAUAAAGGCAAGAAAACUGGAUGUGUAUUUUGAAUAUGAAGAAAAAAUAAUGAGCAAAACUACUCUGGACAAAUCUCUUCUAGAUAUAAUAUCAGAUCCUGAUGCGGGAACUCCAGAAGAUAAAAUGAGGCUGUUUCUUAUCUAUUAUAUAAGCACACAACAAGCACCUUCUGAGGCUGAUUUGGAGCAAUAUAAAAAAGCCUUAACUGAUGCAGGAUGCAAUCUUAAUCCCUUGCAAUAUAUCAAACAGUGGAAAGCUUUUACUAAGAUGGCCUCAGCUCCUGCCAACUAUGGCAACACUACCACUAAGCCAAUGGGUCUCUUAUCACGAGUCAUGAAUACAGGAUCACAGUUUGUCAUGGAAGGAGUGAAAAACCUGGUUUUGAAACAGCAAAAUCUACCUGUUACUCGUAUUCUAGACAAUCUGAUGGAGAUGAAAUCAAACCCCGAAACUGAUGACUAUAGAUAUUUUGAUCCCAAAAUGCUACGGGGCAAUGACAGUUCAGUUCCCAGGAACAAAAAUCCAUUCCAAGAGGCCAUUGUUUUUGUGGUGGGAGGAGGCAACUACAUUGAAUAUCAAAAUCUUGUCGACUACAUAAAGGGGAAGCAAGGAAAACACGUUUUAUAUGGCUGCAGUGAGCUUUUCAAUGCUACGCAGUUCAUCAAGCAGUUGUCACAACUUGGACAAAAGUAACAAAGAAGAACCUUACUCUGAUAAGCUCCUUGGAAUGUGGAUAAAUGUAAAAAGAAAAGUCGAAAAAGCCAGAUGUUUCCUUUUCCAUAACAAUGUCAAAAUGUGAAAUUCAGAUUUGUUUAUUAAUUUUUAAGGAUAUUCUGUACUUAAUAUAAUGUAUACUAAUUAAAAGAAUAAAGCAUUUCAGAAAUAAAUUUUAACAUUGUU
Molecule: messenger RNA, 2106 nt
Organism: Otolemur garnettii (small-eared galago)
Lineage: Eukaryota; Metazoa; Chordata; Mammalia; Primates; Galagidae
Gene: SCFD1
Product: sec1 family domain containing 1
Exons: 24
Coding region: 1-1899 (632 amino acids)
Biological process (GO): intracellular protein transport; endoplasmic reticulum to Golgi vesicle-mediated transport
Cellular component (GO): Golgi membrane; cytosol
Molecular function (GO): syntaxin binding
Source: RefSeq, a predicted model, not a curated record